AUGGCGCCAUUUCUGGGCGUACGAGGCUCAAAGCUUCACUUGGCCAUAUGGAUGGAAGCUUGUUUCGGUGUGAUGAUAUUCGGCUAUAACCAAUCCGCUGCUGGUGAAGUCCUCUCCGACUCGGAAUUUAAUCUUCAAUUCCCACGAAUGGUCACUGGAGCACUGUCGUCGCAUUAUACACCUUGUUUGGAGUUUUCGGAGCCCUGGGAUGCACAUUACUUGGAGAUGUCCUGGGCCGUCGGAAAACAAUAUUUAUUGCCAGUGUGGUGCAGGCUGCCGGGGCCAUUAUCCAAUGUUCAUCCUUCGCUUUUGCCCAAUUCAUCGUUGGGCUCCGGAGUCUCCAAAGCAGAGAGUCGAGGAGAGCAUGUUCCUGCCUUCAGAAUAUUUUGUGGAUCGGGUAUUGCAUUGGCAUUAUGGGUUGCCUUUGGGAUGUCAUAUACACAGCCCAGUUCGGUGUCAUGGCGCUUCCCUCUGGCUUUCACCAUUUUCCUUUCAUUCCUUGUCUGCAUUUCAAUCUUCUCGCUACCCGGGAGCCCUCGAUGGCUAUGCAAAAUGGAUCGCUGGGAGGAGGGUCGAGAAAUACUUGCGCUUCUAUACGAUGAAGAUCAAAACAGCGAGACCGUGAACAAAGAGAUCGAGGAUAUCAGAAUCUCCAUAGAGCGAGUAAGUAAGGGAAAACUGGGAGCCUUAUUCAAGAUGGGUCAUCAGAGAACUUUCCACCAUGUUGUUAUUGCCGCAGUUGCCCAGAUCUUCCUGCAGAUGACUGGUGUUAACUCGAUCACCUAUUAUGCUCCAACGAUUUAUCAGCAGCAGCUUCAUUUUGCAUCGAGCGAAUCAGGACUCCUAGCUGCAUCAUCUCAGUUAGUUCUGAUAAUUGGUGCAGUUUGUUGUGCCUGGACCGUUGAUCGCUUCGGGCGCCGAAAACUUAUGAUGUUUAGUGCAUCAAGCAUGGCUAUUUGCUUUGCCUUCAUCGCUGGGCUGAUAUCUCAAGAAAAUAACCCGGCCGCUUUGAAAGGAGCUGUAUUCUUUCUUUAUCUUUACUUUUUCGUCUACGUUCUCGGGUUCCUCGGAAUCCCUGAAAUCGCUCCCACUCACCUCCGAGCGGCGACAUGUGGAUUGUCCCCUGCGAUAUCUUGGCUGUUCAACUUCCUGGUUGCUGAAGUCACCCCUGUGGCCUUUGAUGAUAUCGGCUGGAAAUAUUUCAUCGUCUACUGUUGCCUCAAUGCAUCUUUCGUUCCUGUCAUUUAUUUCUUCUUUCCAGAGACAGCGAAGCGAUCUCUAGAAGAGAUUGGAGAAAUUUUCGAGGCAUCUCAGAAUAUUUUUGAUACCGUGUCUGUUGCGCAAAAUCUGCCGAAGAGACAUUUAUCUGAAUUUGUGAGGGACGAGAAAGGACCGAAAGCUGCUCAUUUCGAGGCUUGA
Messenger RNA from Penicillium malachiteum, 1419 nucleotides. RefSeq lists its product as uncharacterized. Lineage: Eukaryota; Fungi; Ascomycota; Eurotiomycetes; Eurotiales; Aspergillaceae. Gene Ontology annotation, cellular component: membrane. Gene Ontology annotation, biological process: transmembrane transport; carbohydrate transport. The transcript has 4 exons. The record is from RefSeq and is a predicted model, not a curated record. The coding region runs from base 1 to 1419 and encodes 472 amino acids. Gene Ontology annotation, molecular function: carbohydrate:proton symporter activity.